CGUGCACUGUGUUGACACCGAAAUAUGUCUUGACUUGUUCAGAGCUUUGUGUCACUUGCAGUCUAGGAGUCCAGGGUCGGCUUGAUUGCGAAGGCGCAAAGCUUGUCCGCAGCCGUAUUGUAGACCAAUCCAGUCAGCUCUCAUGUUUGGCGCUUGCUUUUCCACACCAGUCAAGGAGGGUCGCAGCAGCAUGAUGUCCAUCAUAGAGGUAAAGGCUGCACAGGUGACACACCCGACUGGAGAUCCAAAGUUUUCUGUCAUGCAGCCCUUCCCUGCGGCGAUUUCAGAGAGGGAUGCCGACCCAUUUUUGAUGUGUGAUGAGUUUGGUCCUACAGAGAGCUCCGGCAAGGAGACUGACCCCGAUCGCUUUCCAGUUGGGUGGCACCCUCACUUGGGGAUGGACAUCAUGACCUACUUGCGAGAAGGACGAGGGAGACAUGCAGACUCCUUGGGCAAUCGCGAAGAGUUUGAUAGCCCGGGCUUUCAGUGGAUCAGUGUGGGUAGUGGUAUCGAGCAUGCUGAAGGUGGCGGAACUGCAAAAGGAGACCGACAGCACGGCUUUCAAAUUUGGUUGAAUGUGCCAAAGGUGCACAAGGCCGAUGAUCCUGAGUAUGGCACUGUGGGCGCAGAGCUUCUCACAGAGUUUGAUCUCAGUGGUGGCGCUGGCCGAGCACGUUUGUUGGCUGGGCCAUAUUCUGGUCAGGAAGGAGCCUUCAAGACCAAGCAGAGCGUGCAGAUGAUUGACUUUGAGGUUACACCACGAGCUGCUUUUUGCCACCCUGUCCCUGACAAUAUGGAAACAGUGCUGGUGUAUUGCUACAAAGGCGAAUUACGAGUAGGGGCAGAAGGCAAGACGCUUCCGGCCCAGCAUGUUGCGAGACUGGAUGGUCGCUCAACCAGUCGGGACCUGCUAUUGGAAUCUGGCGAGGAUGGGGCUGGCUGUAUUCUCUUUGCUGGCAAACCAAUCAACGAGCCGAUUGCAUGGCACGGGCCAUUUGUUGCCAGUGACAAGAAAGAGCUGCAAAAGGCUUUUCGAGCUUACCAGGACGGCAGCUUUCCACCCAAACGGGUGCCCUGGGAUUACCGCCGCGCUGCUGCUGCUCCGAAAUCCUGAUAGUGAAGCUUGCGCUAAACAGUUGGAAGUAUGUUCAAGUGCCGAUGCCUCAUUGAUACCAUUCAUGCAUUGGAUUGCAAACAACUGCUGACUGCAAGAUAUUGCAUCAUGCCAUUGAUACCUGCAAAAGGUGUUCAGCUUCAAGCAAGGAGCAUGUUAUGUCCAUUCUGGUUCUCGACCACCAAGGACCGUUUUAGACUUGUGAUGACGGCACUAAACCAAUCAGAAAUCCCUGGAGAAAUGAUGGGAUUUCUUUCAGUGCUGGUCCAGGUCAUUUGGUUGAAAUCUUCGACCAGCUUGUUGCUCAAUUGCUUAUCAAGCUGGUUUGACUGCAAUGUACAGCUUUGCCAAGUCAAGACUGAAGAUUGGCCAGGCUACAUGUGAACUAAAGCCGCAGGUCUGCAUGGCAUCAGCAAGAUUGAACAAGUAAUCGAACAAAAAUAAUCCUCAUCCUUACACAAAAACAAUCAUGUAAACGAGAAGACGUGUGUGAAUUUGCUUCGGAGCUUGGAAGACAUGUUUACCUUAAUCAGCUUUCGAAAGGAAGCGUUGAAAUGCUGGCUAACUGCUACUCUUGUUGUUGUCGCAUUGUCUUUGCAGGGCUUCAUCCGCCUCAUUGUGGGAAAGUGGGGCAAGAUUGCCAAACACGAUGGAGACACGCCUGUGACUCCCAACAAGGCCAAGGAUGUGUCCAGCACGGAGUAUGAGUUGGUGGCCGCAUGAGUAUUUGAGUGAUGCCCCUUUGGGCUAUUUGCCGUCUGUGGGGUGGACUUUAAAGCUCCGAAAAGCUGGACGUGACAUCGGAAGUCAGGUUUCUGGCACCAAAGUGGAGGUGUUUUUGACAUUGUAUGUAUACCGUUUUCAACUAGAUUGAGCAUCGCG
Messenger RNA from Durusdinium trenchii, 1996 nucleotides. NCBI's taxonomy places the organism in Eukaryota, Dinophyceae, Suessiales, Symbiodiniaceae. The record is from the annotation of a GenBank genome assembly.